CGCUUAUUUUUGGGAACGAAGCUCAGAGCAGAAAUAAUAGCCGUCGCGUUGAGUUGCCGGAAACCCAGUUUUGGAUGCUGCCUUUUCGGACCAUGAACUCCCGCGAUCUUGCCCUCGUCUCCACAGCUGCUGUACUGGGUGCCUUCACUUCAGCUCUUGCUUGUCGCUUCUUCUUCAAUCCUAAAAAGCACCGUCCUCAGUGUGAUCUGUCCAGAAAUGGCGCUCUCUUGAACAACGGACCCUCACAGUGUCCUUUUGAUCCUUCCAAACGAAAAGGAUUUCUGUCUUGGGAUGACUAUUUCAUGGCUAUUGCAUUUCUGUCGGCUGAAAGAUCGAAGGAUCCCAAUCGGCAGGUUGGUGCUUGCCUGGUUAGUCAAAAUGGUGUAAUUCUUGGCAUAGGAUAUAAUGGGUUUCCAAGAGGAUGCUCUGAUGACCAGCUUCCUUGGGCAAAGAAAUCAAAAACCAACAAUCCUUUGGAGACAAAGUAUCCUUAUGUCUGUCAUGCUGAAGUCAACGCCAUCCUAAACACAAAUCAUGCUUCGGCCAGUGGACAGAGGCUUUAUGUGACCAUGUUUCCUUGCAAUGAAUGUGCAAAAAUAAUCAUUCAGUCUGGCGUCUCUGAGGUCAUUUACUUUGUUGAGAAGAGGAUAAACAAUUCAAAUGUUGCAUAUGUUGCUUCUCACAAAUUGCUAUCAAUGGCUGGUGUAAAAGUGAGAAAACAUCAACCUCUUUCAAAUCAGAUUCUGAUUAAGUUCGAGGAUCCUCGUACGUGAAAAGUAUUCUUUCUUGCGUCUGAAUUCCAUUCCACGUUCUUGUUCAACAUUGGAAUUGGAUGCUCGAAAUGUUUAAUCGAUUUGAUUCCAUAUGUUGACCUGUACGGGACCAGUAAAAAUGCCUCUACGGGAUAGGAGCAGCCAAAAAUAUAGUACUCAGUUUCUAUUUUAUUACAGUUAAAUGCAGGAGGGAACAAACGUAGAAUAUGUUUGAAAAUGAAGAAUAACAUCAUUAUCCAAUUUGAUAAUAUGUGGUAUAGCGUUGGUGAUUGUAAAGUAUUUGAGCUUUGCUAUUGGUAUUAAUUUAACAAGGGUGAGGCUCACCUAUUACCAAUGUUACCAACA
Benincasa hispida (wax gourd) is the source of this 1118-nucleotide messenger RNA. RefSeq names its product Cytidine/deoxycytidylate deaminase family protein. The record is from RefSeq and is a predicted model, not a curated record. Gene Ontology annotation, molecular function: zinc ion binding; dCMP deaminase activity. NCBI's taxonomy places the organism in Eukaryota, Viridiplantae, Streptophyta, Magnoliopsida, Cucurbitales, Cucurbitaceae. Gene Ontology annotation, cellular component: cytoplasm.